This is a messenger RNA of Prunus dulcis (almond), 2079 nucleotides long. RefSeq lists its product as uncharacterized. Gene Ontology annotation, cellular component: plasma membrane; plasmodesma. The transcript has 9 exons. The record is from RefSeq and is a predicted model, not a curated record. The coding region runs from base 207 to 1853 and encodes 548 amino acids. Lineage: Eukaryota; Viridiplantae; Streptophyta; Magnoliopsida; Rosales; Rosaceae.
GAUAUAUAUUAUAUAGUAAAUUACAAUCUCUCUCUUGCUCACUCUGUCUCUGUCUCUCUCUGUCGCUCACACACACUCUGAAUUAACCAAACGGACGCAUUUAACAAUUAUACGCGGCUUUUCUCUGGUUCUGGUUUGGGACAGGUUUCUAGCCUUGUGGAUAUUUUUCUUAGUCUGCAACCCAGAAACAAAAACCGCAACCCAAAAUGUUAUGUUUUAGAUCAAACCCACCAAAAAAAUUCCUUCUUUUUCUUUCCCUUGCCCUCUUCAUUGCUUUAACUUCAGGAAGCUCUCACAUUUCGCACACUUUUCGAACAACAGGUGUAAGGGUAGGUGGUGAGACUGAGUAUGAGUAUGGUGGAGCGGUGACAUGGGACACAAGGAGGUCUCUUGCUGAAGGAACUGUCCAAAACUCGUCUUUGAUAUUGGCUGAGAAGAGAACAUACAGGAAGGACCCUCUUGAUGGGUUCAAGAAAUACACUGGUGGUUGGAAUAUCAGCAAUGACCAUUACUGGGCUUCUGUUGGAUUCACUGCGGCUCCCUUCUUUGUCAUUGCUGGUGUCUGGUUCGUGCUUUUUGGGCUAAGCUUAUCCUUUAUCUGUCUCUGUUACUGCUGUUGUCCAAGAGAGCCUUAUGGUUAUUCUAGAACAGCCUAUGCUCUCUCUCUCAUCUUCCUUAUUUUAUUCACCCUUGCGGCAAUUGUUGGAUGCAUUGUUCUGUACACUGGCCAGGGAAAGUUCCACAGCAGUACAACAAACACACUGAAAUAUGUUGUGAGUCAGGCAGAUACAACUGUUGAAAACCUCAGGAAUUUGUCAGGUUAUCUUGGUGCAGCUAAAAGGAUUGGAGUUGAUGCUAUAUUUCUGCCAGCAGAUGUUCAAAGUAACAUUGACAAUGUUUUAACAAAGAUCAACUCUGCUUCCAAUACACUUUCUGAUAAAACUGAAAAGAAUUCAAAGCGUAUACAAGAUGGAUUGGAUAGCAUGAGACUGGCUCUCAUUAUUGUUGCUGCUGUUAUGCUCUUUUUGGCCUUUCUUGGAUUUUUAUUUUCCAUUCUCGGGAUGCAAGUCCUUGUCUACUUCUUGGUCAUUGUUGGGUGGGUUCUUGUUGCAGGCACAUUCAUUUUAUGCGGUGUAUUUCUCCUUCUCCAUAAUGUGGUUGCAGAUGCAUGUGUUUCCAUGGAUGAGUGGGUCACGAACCCCACAGCCCAUACUGCAUUAGAUGAUAUACUCCCAUGUGUGGACAAUGCUACUGCUCAAGAGACCUCUUCACGCACCAAGGAAACAACCUACCGACUCGCUACUGUGGUUAACCGUGUCAUCACCAAUGUCUCGAAUAAGAAUUAUCCACCCACCAUGGGACCUUUAUAUUUUAAUCAGUCUGGCCCACUGUUACCCGUUCUUUGCAAUCCAUUCAAUUCUGAUCUCACUGAUCGACAGUGCAGUCCUGGUGAAGCGAAGCUGCAAAAUGCCACAGAGGUAUGGAAGAAGUAUGUUUGUGAGGUUUCCGUGGCCGGCAUUUGUACUACACCUGGCCGGUUGACUCCAACCUUUUACAGCCAAAUGGAAGCUGCAGUAAAUGUGAGUUAUGGUCUGUAUCGUUAUGGUCCAUUCUUGGUUGAUCUGCAAGACUGCACGUUUGUUAGGGAUGCGUUUACAGACGUGAGUAACCGGAAUUGCCCUGGUCUGCGAAAGUACAGUGGCUGGAUCUACAUUGGGUUGGUAAUGGUAUCUACAGCGGUGAUGUUGUCAUUGAUCUUCUGGGUAAUCUAUGCAAGGGAGCGAAGGCAUCGAGUAUACACUAAACAGUUUACGGCUAGAACUGCAGGGGAUUUCCAAGACAAGGGUGCUUAAAACUUUUUUUUGGUCUGAAAGGGUGCUUAAAGUUAAACAUAUGUUUUCGUCCAACCAUGUACAUUGGAGUGAUUUUAGCCUAAGGUCUUUUGUACAUUGUGGUAGUUAAUCUUUAGGUUUGUUUAUUAUGCAGUACUCAGUUGUGUUUGCUCAGAACUCAGUUAGACAAAGUAGUAAUAUUUCGGAGAUAUCAUUAUCGUUAUCGUCCAUUUUUGUGCUUUUAAUA